Molecule: messenger RNA, 7222 nt
Organism: Triplophysa dalaica
Lineage: Eukaryota; Metazoa; Chordata; Actinopteri; Cypriniformes; Nemacheilidae
Gene: mical3b
Product: microtubule associated monooxygenase, calponin and LIM domain containing 3b
Exons: 32
Coding region: 819-5996 (1725 amino acids)
Molecular function (GO): protein binding; FAD binding
Source: RefSeq, a predicted model, not a curated record
GUGUGCGUGCGUGAGCACGAGAGAGGUGACGGGAGCGCGCAGCGGACCUGAUUCCAGCACUGCAGCUGUACUGUACAUGACACCAGAGUAAAUGUGACUCCGGUGGAGGAUACAGCCACUUGGAAACUUGCCCGAGAGGUGGAGCACAGGAAGAAUGUCAGCAUCAUGGGGAGAACCAGAACGGUCGGAAAAUAUGUUUGGAGCUCAUGUUAAAACGUUAGACUGAAAAUGUGUGCAGAUGCCGUGCGGGUUGUUUGGUGUGUGUCACGUUGUGUCAAUCUAAUGCAGUGGUGUUGGAAGCAGGUCAAGUAUGUUUAGAUGUGGAAAAUGCAGUAAACAGACUGUGGAGAAAAGCUUACGUUUGCAUCUCUGCGCAUCUGUCGGGUGCUCGCGCACGGUGCGCAAUGGCAAUAAUAUAUGACAAUGUUAACUACGAUUUAAUUAAUUAUGUAUGUAUGUAUUAAGAUGCCAUCAUAGUUUACAGUGCAGUCAAUGAAUGAAUGGCGCACUAGAGGAAGAAUCGCGAUCGAUAGUCUUUCUGCAGCACGCGCUUUACGCACUGUAAUCCUCUCGCUUUAAACGGCGCACCUGUCAAUCACUAAACCUCAGACAGAAGACUUCAUCACACAGGUCACAGGUUUGAUCUCGAGGAUUCUGCUGGCUUUGGUCUGCCAUAGACAUGAUCUUAUUGGGUGGCAUUCCUUUAAGGGUCAAUACCAGACUCACACCACCUCUUCAGCUCUCUCACUGUCCAGACACCCAGCAUUGAAUCUUCCUGUACUAUUCUAUCUGUUGCUUUCCAUCCUGUGUGGGGUCUGAUGACGGCAGAUAUGGGGGACGGACAGCCAGAUGUGUGUCACGUGCACGCCCUCUUCGAUGCCUUUGUGCAGGCGGCCACCUGCAGAGAGACGCUUAAAGCGUUUCAAGAACUGUGCGACCAACUCGAUCUUCAUCCAGACGGGCAGCCUCAAUUCUACCACACCCUCAGGAACAGACUGCACUACUGGAAAGCCAAAGCAUUGUGGGCCAAACUGGACAAACGUGUCGGCCAAAAAGAGUACAUGAGAGGCCAUGCCUGCGCCAACACCACGUGUCUGAUCAUUGGAGCGGGGCCGUGUGGGCUGCGGACGGCUAUUGAGUUGGCUUUCUUGGGUGCCAGGGUGGUUUUAGUGGAAAAGAGAGACGCUUUCUCCAGGAACAACGUUCUGCACCUCUGGCCCUUCACCAUUCAGGACCUCCGGGGUCUCGGGGCCAAAAAGUUUUAUGGAAAGUUCUGUGCCGGAGCCAUAGACCACAUCAGUAUUCGUCGGCUGCAGCUGAUGCUUUUAAAAGUGGCCUUGCUAUUGGGGAUUGAGGUUCACGUGAACGUGGAGUUCAAAAAUCUGCUGGAACCUCCAGAGAACCAGGAGAAUCAAAAGGUUGGCUGGAGAGCAGACGUCCACCCUUCAUCUCAUCCAGUCAGACAGCUGGAGUUUGAUGUAGUUAUCGGUGCAGACGGGAGAAGAAACACAUUACCAGGAUUUCGCAGGAAAGAGUUUCGGGGAAAACUGGCUAUUGCCAUCACAGCGAAUUUCAUCAAUCGCAACACGAGCGCUGAAGCUAAAGUGGAGGAGAUCAGCGGCGUGGCCUUUAUCUUCAACCAGAAGUUUUUCCAAGACCUGCGGAAAGCCACAGGAAUUGAUCUGGAGAAUAUAGUAUACUAUAAAGACGACACUCACUACUUCGUCAUGACGGCCAAAAAACAAAGUCUUCUGGAGAAAGGAGUGAUACUGCGUGAUUAUGCAGACACAGAGAUGUUACUGUCAAGGCAGAAUGUGGACCAGAAUGCACUGCUCUCCUACGCUCGCGAGGCAGCGGACUUCUCCACCAAUCAGCAGCUCCCUACCCUAGACUUUGCCAUAAACCACUACGGACAGCCAGACGUGGCUAUGUUUGACUUCACCUGCAUGUACGCAUCAGAAAACGCAGCGAUGGUGCGACAGCGUGGGGGACACCCUCUACUGGUCACUUUAGUGGGAGACAGUUUACUGGAGCCAUUCUGGCCGAUGGGAACCGGCAUUGCUCGGGGCUUCCUGGCAGCCAUGGAUACGGCAUGGAUGGUGCGCAGCUGGGGUCAAGGCCACGCCCCUUUAGAGGUUCUGGCAGAGAGAGAGAGCGUUUAUCGGUUACUUCCUCAGACAACACCAGAGAACGUCAGUAAGAACUACAGUCAGUAUCGUCUGGAUCCAGCGAGUCGCUAUCCCAACAUCAAUGUGAAACUCAUCAAUGCUGCUCAGGUGAGGCAUCUCGUAGACACGGGCGAGGGUCCUGUUUUAGGUGUCGACACCGUGAGCUCUCCACACCCCAGACUUACACGACAAGAGUCAACAGCCCGUUACGGUAAGCUGCUAAGCUGGUGUCAGGAGCAGAUGAAGGGUUACACCAGCGUGUGUGUGAGCGAUUUCACAACGUCCUGGAGAAGCGGCUUGGCCCUGUGCGCCCUCAUCCACAGAUACAGACCUGACCUCAUUGAUUUUGCGUCUCUGAAGGAGAGCGAGGCGGAGCUCAACGGUCAGUUGGGUAUGAAUGUGGCCGAGCAGGAGUUUGGUAUUUGUCCUAUAAUGACCAGCAAAGAGAUGAGCAUUUUAGAAGAGAGCGACUCUCUCUGUAUGGUCAUGUACCUCAGUCAAUUCCAUGAGCUCCUCAAAGACACAGCGCCACCUAGUGAGAGCUCGAGCUCAGAAGAGAAAGCCGUUGUGUUCUCCAGCCCCAGAUCACCCAUCUCUCUCCUCAGCAAACUGGGACAGAGUCUGUCCCGCAAGCGCAAUCCUAAGGACAAGAAAGAGAAGGAAACAGACAGCGUCGGGAAAAGGAGAAGAACAAGCCAAGCUGACCAAUCAGAGGACGAGGACAUUCCUCACGAUACCAACGAUGAUCAGACUCCGGUGGUGACAUCUGGGUCCGAGUCAAAGGCGCUUGAGGGUCACAGCAGGGUUCGGUCCAUGGCUACGCUCCUGCUGUCUAAAUUCGAGGAAAGCGCCCCGUCGACAUCAGCCAACGCUAUUCGCAGACAGAGCUACAUUCAGAUGUAUACGGGCGGAGUGAGCUCAUUGGCUCAGCAGAUAGCCAAUCAGAUUGACAGUCAGACGGAUCAAGCUCCCAAGCUCCUUCACAGGAGGGAGUCGGCUUCUCUGAAGGAGUUUCCUGUGACGGUGGGCGGCAGUGACGUGUGUUAUUUCUGUGGCCGGCGUGUGUAUGUGAUGGAGAGGUUAAGCGCAGAAGGAAAGUUCUUCCACAGGAGUUGCUUCCAGUGUGAUCACUGCGGUUCCACCUUACGCCUCUCCAACUACGCUCACGAUCAACUACAUGGGAAGUUUUACUGUAAGCAGCACUUCACCUUCAGACUGGCUGGACAGACUCAGAGAAAGCGACCGGCUCCGACUGCGGCCCAGAUGCCCGUUCAGUCAGCCCCUGCACCAUCUUCAGCUUCCCCGUCUCUGUCCUCACCAGGGUCAGUGGGCACGGCGUCUCCUCCAGACCGCUGGUCCGGUACCCGCUCAGACAUGGCAUCGAGUCUGGCCAAGCGAUUGUGUGGCACGCCGGAGCGCAUUGAGCUGGAGAACUACAAACCCUGCCUGCAAAAAGAGAACCACACGCUGCAGGAGGUUCCUGAGGAGACGCUGGCACAGCACAACCUCAGCGCCAGCCUGCAGGACAAGAACUCUGAGGAGCCGUCGAGUAGCUCAGAGUCGGAGCUGGAGGAGGAGGAGCUUGUCUGGAAGCAGGAGACAAACACCAGGACUAAUGGAGGGGGUGUGUUAGACUCGGGGGAGGGACUAAAGAAAAAAGAGGGAGGUCAGAUAAUACAGGAGGACGAGGAAGAAGAGGAGGACGUUUCAGAGGAAGAAGAGGAGGUGGAGGAGAAGGAGGGAGGUUCUAGUGAUGAGGGUGAGUACUGCCCUUGGGAGAGGGAGCGGCUCUCAGGGGUGUGGCUUGAGGAAGAGGAGGCGGGGUUUGUUGAAGAGACCUGCAGUGAUGAACAGGAUUUAGUCCAAUGUGACCAACAUGAACAGGAAGAGUCCACUCCACUCCACCAAUCACCUGCAGAGUCUCCGCCCAACCGUCAACAAACUAAAGCUCCUGAUACCGACUCAGGCCCCGCACACAUUUGCACAUCCAAAUCCGAAACGGCCCUUGAGAACCAGUCCGUCAACACAUCUGAGAUCAUACAGGAGUUCUGGCUGAAAAGUGCUGAGAUCCGGAAGACUUUAGGCUUGACUCCUGUGUCCAGAGACCUUACGACUGCUUCAUGCACCCAAAACUCCACCAGUAAAGAAAGCUUUUACACCUCCGUCACAUUCAUACCGUCCUGCAAUACCUCUGCCAUCCAAAUGCCAAAAAGCAUCGAGUCUCCGGAUGGCGAGGUAGAUGUCACCUUACAAGAGGCUUUAGGUCGCUGCUCUGUAAGACACAGGCUCAGCAUCACUGUGGAGGGUUGUGUGACCGCCGAAAACCUGAAUCCAGACCCUGAUUCCAUCUCUUUUACUUCUGGAGAGAUUCUCAGACUUUCAAAUCCAAAUGCAGGCCUUCUGACCCCUCCCUACAGCCCCGUUGCCAAGCAGUGCCACAUCCAGCGGCAUUCUGAACCGCUGUUGAAGCGAGAGGUUCUGGUCUGCUCAUCUUCAUCAGUCACAACUCUCGACACCACUGUUCCACAACAGGAACCAAAACUCAACCAAGCUCAAAGUCUUCCAUCAGAUGAAAUAGAGAUCCUGUGUGCUGAAGACCACCGUCCCGUAUUGCCAGCCGGGCUGCCGGACAGACGUGGUAACGUGGCGGACCCAAUGCAUGAUGGGACAGACAAGCGUGGACUGGGACACAGCAGGACGCUUCCAGACCGUGUGGUCGUUCCGCUGCUGGCAGGCGGGUCAGAGGUGAGGCUGCACGGGUCAGAUAUGAAGCUGUGGGGGGCGGACGCGGGUGUAGAGGAAAAGCAGAAAAAGCGCAGUUCCCUGUUUUCACCACGGAAAAGCAGGAAGAGUCUGAAUGCAGCGGAGACGCGGCGGGAGCCGGGCAAGCAGAAGUCUCUCUGGAAAACUGUUUUUUCGGUGUAUAAGAAGGAUAAGAAGAGAAAGGACGAGACGAUGCCGGCCGACACUGCAGCUGUUAACACAGAGAGCAAGAGGAAAGUACCGAGCAGAACCACAGAUUUGUGCUUCAGGAAGAAUCCAAGUUUCUCAGAGGACACAGAUUUGUCGUGCACUGGUGUUUUAGAGAGAUGUCCACUCAGAUCUCAGAAAACACAAACUGAGGAGGAACUCAACGCCAAACUGACCCGCCGGGUUCAGAGAGCGGCGCGGAGACAAGCCAAGCAGGAGGAGCUGCGGAGACUCCACAGAGCGCAGAUGAUCCAGCGUCAGUUGGAGCAGGUGGAGGUGAAGCAAAGGCAGCUGGAAGAGAGGGGCGUGGCCGUAGAGAAAGCCUUGAGGGGGGAAGCAGACGAGCCCUUUCUGGGUUCUCCUCGUAAAAGACCCGUCUAUCUGUGUCCGUGCUGUUCUUCAGAAGCCAAAGCUAAAGGGACAGAACACGAUCACUCCGUGUAUGUCUGUACGGUCUUUUUUCUUUACGUGGUGCAGGAACCUCCGCUGCACCAGCUACGGAUGGGGAAGAAGGAUGACCCCAGCCUAAUGCAUCAGUGGCUUAAGCUGGUUCAGGAGAAGAACGCUCUUGUGCGCUAUGAAUCUGAGCUCAUGAUAUUUGCACGUGAGCUGGAGCUGGAGGACAGACAGAGUCGUCUGCAGCAGGACCUCAGGGAGCGCAUGGCAGUGGACGAUCAUCUUAAAGGAGAGCAGGAGCUGGCCGAGGAGAGCCGUAUCUUGAGCGAGAUGCUGGACGUGGUGGAGCAGCGGGAUGCCCUGGUGGCUUUGCUGGAAGAGCAGAGAGUUCGAGAGAGAGAGGAGGACAGCGAUCUGGAAGCUGCGAUGCUGUCCAAGGGCUUCAGUCUGCACUGGGACUGAAUCUUACAUGCAUCUGCAUGAUAAAGGAAGGGCUACGCCGUGUCAAAAAUACGCAGCUGCUGUUUUCAUUGGUCCGAAACUGACAGUUCAUGUGCACUCUGGGCCGUUUGUGACACGGUACUUACAUGCUUUGCUGUCUUAAUGAUAUAUUCCAGAACUCUCACUUAUAUAAGGUGCAGAAUAAAGCUCUUUGGAGAUAAGUGAAGAAGUCUUGCUGCCAAAAAAUGCAACGCCACUAUGCAAACGAACAUCGUUCUUUAUUUGGUUUUUGUUUUCAUCUGUUGACAGAAUGUGGAAGCAUAUACAACCAUAUUGACAAUGUACAGUCAUUUCAAUUCAGACUUAUGCAUGUGAAAUUAAACAAAACAUAUGGCCUGUCCGAAAGUAUUAUUGCUGAAACUGUUUUUAUUGUUUACCAUGCAAACUAACUCUACACACAGUUGACCAUUAAUACAAAGACAAUGGCUGUAUUGACUAAAAUGUGUUUUUAAAUUAAUUAGAAUAUCACGAAGUUUGCUUUACACCAUGCAUUUCAUGCUGUAACACUUGCAAUAAACUUUAUAUUUAAGCAAAAUGUGUUGUUCAGUUUUAUGAAUGCUGUUUAAGCAAAAGGGCAUUGAAUAAGUGACGUAUAUGUCAUGGGUCCCAGGAAACGCACAUACUGAUAAAAAGUGUAGAUUAAAUGCACUGUACAUUGCUUCGGAUAAAAGCAUCUGGCAAAUGUGUAGAUCUUAUGUAAAUCCACAUUCACACGAAUAAAACAAAUCGUUAUAAAUGUAUUGCAGGUCCACGCGCGCCCUCUGCAGGACACUAUUUGUAAUGGCGCAAUGAAUUUCCAGCAGUGACCGUAGAAGGGUUAAGUCACGCCUCUCCAUCUCUCCAUCUCGGUUUCCGUUCGUGGGAAAAGUUUUCGAUCGUUCCCAAACUUUAUCCCCUUAAUCACAAUGGAAGCAAAAUUCCCGUUAGCGAAAGUUUACAUGCGUUUUUGAUCCGCCACUCAGUGUUAAGGAGCGCACGAGCGCACGAAAGUGAAGACGAGAAGAAAGCAUUGCUGUGAUCGGAAGUGAUAAACAUCAGUAACAUUGUUAAUAAGUUGUCGGGCUGUGGGUUGUUGGGUGUGGGUAUCUGGCUGUCCGUCUCUCAGGGCAGCUUCGCAACGUUCUCUCCCUCGUUCCCCUCCCUCUCCGCCGCCAAUCUGGUCAUUACCCUGGGCUCUGUUGUCAUGG